Molecule: messenger RNA, 7300 nt
Organism: Xyrichtys novacula (pearly razorfish)
Lineage: Eukaryota; Metazoa; Chordata; Actinopteri; Labriformes; Labridae
Source: the annotation of a GenBank genome assembly
CUGAUGCAGAGUACAAAAUAACCAGUUUUGCAGCGGAUGCAGCCUGUUCAGCGUCCAUUUCCAAUUGCUGCUUUUUUCUCCUCAGCUCUUCUUCCUGAGCCUCCAGAGUUUGUCUCUCCGUCAGUGAUGCUGCUUUCACAAGCAGUGCAGCCCUCUCAGCCUCUGCUUUGAUACGUUCAGAGGCAGUACUUUUACCACUCUGCCUGCACGUGAGUUUUUACUUUCCACAUUUGGUGCGCUGUCAUCUGGUCGUACAUCAUCAUUCACAUCCUGUUGAUAAAGGCACGUCCUCUGGGUGCACAUAGCUCACAUCACCCUUAGAUGACAACCGCUGUUCAACUUGAAAUUGAAAGCCCUCUUCCCUUGCUUUUUUUGCCCUUGUAUGUAUUUUUUGUUUAUCAAUUUCCUCCUGGGGCAUAGGCAUCACAGACAUAACAUCAUUCUGUAGACCUUUUGCUGCUUCACACAGCCUAACAUACUCACCAAAUACACUCAGUACCCCUUUUACAUCACAGUUUUGCAUGAAUACCUCCAUCAUUUUCCUACACUUUUUAGCCUUGUUAAAUUUCUCUGAUCUUUCAUUUUGAAACCUUUUAAUUGUCGCACACAAAACCUUGUAUGUUGGUUUAGCUUCCCUUUUUCCCAUUGUCCCAAAACUGUCCACAACCUGUUCGGGCUCCGAGGAUUUGUGAACAUUACUGUCCGUGUUAACAAUCCGGAAUAGUGAUACGCCCGCUUCAGCUGAUUUAAUUCACGUGCACUACGCACAGUCAUUUACCCACCAAUGCAUUGGAUUUACAUUCGAAAACUCUAAGUUGUGUGCACACAAUUAAAUGAUGAUCAUCACUAAAUGAGUACAUCCUCAAUCGCGCAGGGAAACAUUCAGAUCAAAAAGAGAAACCAUCAAUUGAUGUCCUUAACGAGCAAAGUUUUCGACUUUGUGUAUUGUCUUGACUAGAAAAAUAAAACAAACAAUAAACUACAAGCCAAGACGUGGCUGAAACUGGCUAAACAUUGGAGUAACACGUUCAUGGACCACUCAAUAAAAAAUUAGGCUAAUAAUCCACCCAAAGUUUAUUUACAACACCCAAUUUGACGGUCAAAAACUUGUCUGCUCUCACGAGUUACAAAACACUCACACACCUGCCUCUAAUCGUUAAAGAGACAAGGAAACACUUCCACCUCACAUGCAGGUGGAGCCAUCUACUGGUCAACAUCAAAAUUACAUGAACCCAAAAUCCAUACCGGAUGAGAAAUUUAAAUAUACUAAUAUGGAAAAAAAGGCAAUACCAUACAAAUUGGCUCUAACAAUAAAAAAAGGUGUUAUCCAGUUUGAAAACCAAAAUAAUCCAUCUACCUUUAUCUGAAGAUAAUGAUUCAAUAAUGGUACCUUUAAAUUUGUUUCACAGAAUGGAUACACCUGCAGAUUGUUGAGAGGCAUGACAAAAAUAACACUGAUCACCCCAUUUUCACAAACAACUUGAAUUUUAGGUUGCCUGGUACCUUCACACAUUGCAACUGUAUGUAAGGCAGAAAUUGUAGAGAUUUGAUGCCCAUAAUCAUCUAGAAUUCAGUAAAUUUAAUUCUGAUUAAUUACACUAUUGGUUUGCAUGAAAUACGUGCUGUGAAACUGAGCUGGGCCAGAGCUGAUCUGGAGGGGAUUAAUGGAUCCAGGCCGUAUCUGAGAAAGAUAAGAUGCUGUUUCUGGCCAUGAGCAUGAAUUUGGGCCAUACCUGGGAUGGAUACGAGGCUUUUAAACUAGAACUGGACCAAUUCUGGGUCUGGUCUGGCACUGAGCUGAAAUCAGGAUGCAGAACGUUUUGGGGCCGUCACACAUAUAGACACUGGUCGGCAUUUAGGCAGGAAUUCAUACUAGAUUCAGGCCCAGAUCCGGCCCUCUUUUUUUUUCUAACAGCUUUCUCUACCCCCUCUAUGCUGUUGCAGAUGGCCCUCUUCCUCCUCUCACUCGUGAUGCCAAGUGCAGUGUAUGCUCUGCAGAGGGACUGUACUUCAAAGCCUCUGGACCUGACCACAAAAGGCAUGCACCUUGCCUUCCAGCUUUUGCUGUUGCAGUCGCUUACCGGACUGUCCUACACUGUAAGCCUGAAACUAGAGAGGAUGUCCCAGCUGUGCAAGACCUCCUGCAUGGUACUGGUGGCAAAGAUCCCUCAGCCCAAAGACUUCAACCACUACAGGCUGGUGGCACUGACAUUGCAUCUGAUGAAAACCCCAGAGAGGUUGGUGCUGUGUCAUCUGCACCCCCUGGUGAGCUCAUAAGUGGACCUGCUGCAGUACGUCUAUCAGCCAGGCAUCAAGAUGGAUGAUGCUGUCAUCUGCCGACUGCAGAGAUCUCUCUCUCAGCUGAAGAGGACUGGGAGCACAGGGAGGAUAAUGUUCUAUGAUUUCUCCAGUACCUUCAACACCAUACAGCCUGAGCUUCUGGGACAAGCUGCAGCACACAGGACUGGACCACCAGUCAGUCAGAUGACUGCUGGAUCAUCUGACUGACUGGCCAGUUUAUAAGGUCUCGUGACUGCGGGUCUGACACUGUUGUCUGCAGUACAGGGGCCCCUCAGGGGACAGUUUUGGCUCCUGUCCUUUUUGUUCUAUACACGGCAGUCUUCACCCACCAAACAACAAGCUGCCACCUGUUCUCAGACGAACUGCCCAAAUCUCCUAACCUACAGAGAGCUGAGCCUGAACUUUGUGGACUGGUGUCAGCAGAACUUCCUCCAACCAAGGAGCUGAUGGUUGGUUUCCACAGGUGCAGACCGACCCAUGGACAUUCAGGGGAAGGACAUUAUGAUUGUGGACUCUUAAAAGUACCUGGGUGUUCACCUGAACAAUAAACUGGACUGGACUUACAACACUAACUCACUUUACAGGAAAGGCCAACAUAAACUCCACCUCCUGAGAACACUGAGGUCCUUUGGUGUGCAGUGAGCCAUCUUCUAUGGAGUGGAGCAGCAGCAUUGCAACUGCAGACAAGAAUAGACUGAACAAACUGGUGAGGAAGGUUAGCUCUGUCCCGGGCUGCCCUCUGGACCCUGUAGAGAUGGUGGGGGAUAGGAAGAUGAUGGCCAAGCUGUUGUCUCUCAUGUAAAAUGUUACCCACCCCCGACAGAUCACUGUAACAGCACUGGGCAGGCUUUUUCACCCACGGUGUGUGACAGAGAGAAACAGCAAGUCCUUCCUUCCUGCUCCAGUCAGACUGUUACCCAGUCCUGCUCCAAGUGGACCAGGUUUUUUUUAGCAUAACUAAUGGACAAUAACUUCAUGUUUCCUCAGUGUGAAAUAUUGAUAUUUCAAUAGAUAGGCAAGAUAUUUAUUUAUUAUAGUUGCAAAUACCUACAUUUUUCAGGUAUAACUCAAUGUGCAAUGAUAGUAUGUACACUUUUUUGUUCGCUGUUCACUAAACUGUUUUAGUUUUUUGUUGUUGUUGCUUUCUCUGUAUUUUGUAUUUCACUUUUUUUUUUUUGCAUAGGUCUAAGUCAGGGGUCAGCAACCUAAAACACUCAAAGAGCCAUUUGGACGAGUUUCCCACAGAAAAGAAAACACAGGAAGCCACAAAACCCAUUUGACAUCUAAAAUGAAGAUAACAUUGCAUAUAUUGUUUUUUUUUUUUUACCUUUAUGCAAAGUUUAUAAAAAACUGUAGUGAGUUGCAUUUAUGAAAUGAAUGAACUGCUGCAGAGAAAAAGAAAUGUUAUUUCUGCAGGCAAACAAAAAUAUUUUGAACAGUUAGAAAUAACCUGAAAGACCCACUUGGAUGAAAAUCAUGUUUUUCUUGUUGUCUACAUGUUCAAAUUUCAUUUUCCUGAUGCUACAGGACAUAUCAUAAGUAAUAUAAGUGCAAAAUUGCAUUUCUGAGUAUUUCUGCAUUUAAAUCACUGUGAAUCUAAAAAUAAUAGCUGAUUAAAAUGUGAAAUUUACUUGCUUAAUGUGACUUUCGCUCCUGAACCUCAGCGCACAGCGUCUCCACAUCCAGGCUGUGUGACAUCACAUUUAUCUUUACACAGGUUUUUGGUUUCCCCAAGUCCACAGUGAUGAUGCAUAUUUUGAGUGAUAAAAAAUUUGAACAUGGUUUAUUUAAUGUUACAAGAGCAUUAAAAUCUUUAAAUUUAGAAUUACAAAAAAAUAAUAAUUAGAAAAUGAAAAAAUACAUUUAAAUUAAAUAUUUAUUAGCUGUUUUCCAAAUCCACAGGGAGCAGCAGCUUUGGGAAGAAAGAGCUGCAUGCGGCUCCAGAGCCAGAGGUUGGCGGCCCCUGGUCUAAGUAAACCUUUUUAUACUUGCAGUUACACUGUAAAUUUCCCCACUGUGGGAUGAAUAAGGGUUUAGCUUCACAUGAGUUUAUUUUUACAGUUAAUGAAUGCGGCCCACUUCAGUGGCUGUGUGUGUGUUGGUCUUAAAAUUCACUAGGAAUAGAAGCUGGGCAGGUUUUUUUUUUUUUCUUUCCUUAGACCAACAACAAUCAGGUUUAGGGUCUAAAGUCUGCAGUGUGGUGCAGUGCUUUCCUGCUCUUUUCCUGGCACAUCUGUGAGAUGGGUAUAAGCAUUGAAUGCUGGUUCAUAAAUCUGCAGAAUUACUGCCACUUAGUUUGAAAAAUGUCAGUGAUUUUGUGGAUGUUGUGAAUAUAAUUUUUUUAUUGGCACAGAAGGGCUGUCGACAUAAGUAUUUCCCCCCAUCUCUUACACCAUGAUGCUACCACCAAGACACAUCAUAUCUGACAUGCCUUCCAAAGGUGCCCUCAGAUUACAUGCGAAGUGCAUAGUCAAGUUAAAAUGACAACCUUGACCCACCUAAACACAGAUACAAACCAGUCAUGAUCAUGUGUCAAAAACAGUCAUUCAAGGCUUACCAUUUUUAAUGUAAAGCACACAGGAUGCUAAUUAUUACUAAAUUCUGUCCAAUACUGUUGGAAUGUCCUAAGCUUUAAAUCACUGAUGACGUUACAGUGCUGUGCCUCUUGCAUAAAUGUAUACACAUAAUAUUUUGAAGCUUACUGACUGUGCAUUUUGUUUGGAGAGAUCUUUUAGGUAUAACAUUAACUUGUGCAUAAACAUAGCUUGAUCAGUGCCUCAUGAGUAUUUUCUCUGUGUUUUUAGGGGCACAGUGGAUAGGGAGAAGUUAAAAUGUGCUGGUCUGAGCCAAGCCUCUUUAGCAGGGAUGCUAAAAUUUUUAAAUCAAAUUUGAUUUUUGAUUCAAAAUUUUAUUCCAUGUAAAUACAAAAGGCCUCCCUGCAGGAUCACCUACCUCUUGAUGGGAAUAAAGGCAGUCAAUUCCAUGCCCCCUUAAAAGCAACAAACUGUAAUGCAUUUGAAUACUAUGACCUUAUUUAAUUUUAUAAAUUUCCAUUGUCCUGUUCCCAAGAGCAGUAUUAUUGUAGCCCAGUACCACCAGUAUACUCAGCACUCAUUGUGGGAGAUUACAGAACACCUUUUUUAUUACAAUUGAUCAUACUUUUGAAUUCUACAAUUUUCCAAUGACACCAGAAUUAUUCACCUUUAAUUCCCAGGUGAAUGAAGACCUAAAUGACAAAGAACAUUUUUAACAACUCACUACAAAUUUUACAGAAUAGACAAUCAUUAAUUGCAGCAUUAAGCAGACCUUGAUUUUUAAAUGCCAAUAAGACACUACCUGCAGAGUGGUUGUAGUAAAUCUUCUGAUGAUAUCAUUAAAGAAGAUGGUGUUUGUAAAUGCUAAUGAGGAGCCAACUCUGAACAACAAAUCAUUUUCUCACAAAUGAGGGAUAUAAUGGAAAGUUUAAGCAGGUGGGUGUUCAGAUCCACCGAACAUGAGAUUUAUUAUCGAAAAAACCUGUAUUCCACCAGUUGAAAUCCAUUCCUCUUAAUCAACAUUAUGACAGACAGCAUUAAUCCAUUAUAAAGCAGGAAGAAUGGGGGCCCUAUGAGAGUUUACUCUCCUUCCAUAUGGCUUUAUUUGAGUGUGUGUGUGUGUGUGUGAGAGAGUCACACAGGAAGAGGAUCAUUUGCAGUGUUGACACUCAGAAUUAAUUACACCCAGUGAGGGCAAAGUGUUGGUGGCCCCUUCUUCUGGCCUUUCUUUGAAUAAUUGCCUGUUGGAGCAAAGUCAUGUGUAUAGGAGGGGGGCUUCAUGCCAUGGCACUCAGUCACACAAUGGCACCAAUUGCUCAUUAGGUAUGUUGGUUAUCGUUGCUAGGUCGUGCAUACCAAAGAGGAAGACAGAACAGAGGUGACAGAGAAAGGAAUGCUGAAGGAUUAAAGGGGCAGCUGGAGGGAGCUGGGUGGAGGUGUGACAGAGGCAAAGGAGAUACAGAAAGAAGAACAGAUAAAAGUGGAAAGACCCGAAUCUGGGUCCUUUAGAUUCAGAACAAUUGCACAAGGUCUGCUACAACAACACCAUCUUUUCUGUGUUGAAUACCAAAACUGUUGAUUUUGAUACUGACACCAAGUUUAGUCUGAAAAUACUCAACACUAUCAUAAGAUGGACCUGAAAUUCUACAUGUUUGAUACUUAAUCACUGGAUCACAUGUAGGAUGUCAGCAUAAAGUCAUAAUUGAUGUCACAGUGGUAAAGACAAUAUCUGUCUCAUGAAAUUCCUACAUGUCUCUGUUCAUUCUAAGACACUGAAAUGAACAACAGAUACAUGUCUUUAUAAAUACUGACCGUGUGAAUGCUCCCUUCUUUGCUGAUACUGCCACAGGUCAUUUUUCAUACUUUCAGUCCAGAAAAUGCUGCCUCCUCAGUCACUUCCUACACCAGAGCUAUAAUGAACUAUUUGCCCUAAAUUAAGUGAAGAAUAUUGGGGAAAUACUUCUGUUGUUGAAACUCCUCUGUGUGAGCGCACACAACAAAGCAAUAAUUAAAGAAGAAGGCUGAGAAAUGUAGAGAUUUGGGAUUUCUUGUCAACAUAUUCUGCCAGUCAGAUGCUUAAAGCCAUUCCUUUGGAGCCAUGUGGCACUCUGUGCUUGUUCAGUAUUAAUGAGGGAGGGCCACAAAAGAGGACGCACACUCAUAAUGGAACAAGACCGACAAAAGAAAGAAGACAGACAGGGAGGGGAGAAAACAGAGAAAAAGGAAUAGAAAAGGAAUGAGCGAGACAAUGAUGUGCAGGAGGGAGGAGGAGGAGGUUCACGCCUGGCUGAGCUCUUUAUCUGAGCUCUCACCUGAACAACUGCCGUCUAUCUUCCCUCCAGACUGUCAGGGAUGACAAUGACAGCACCGCCGCUGUGGCCAAAAAUACCACAGCACAAGACAACAACAAAAGUGUCAACAAAACAGAGCGGUGGCUGAUGGGAGAUUUCUCCAUGGCCCUUUAG